Messenger RNA from Gongylonema pulchrum, 295 nucleotides. The record is from the annotation of a GenBank genome assembly. Lineage: Eukaryota; Metazoa; Nematoda; Chromadorea; Rhabditida; Gongylonematidae.
UUUGCAGGCUGAAAUAUCGCCAUUGCGUAAAGCGGAAAUAUCACAGUUACCAGCUGCAGUUAAAGCUGACAAUGCAAAACGAAAUGCGCUUCCUCCUGGGUUGCGGUUCGAUCACGAACUCGAAAUGGUGCUGCCUGAAGGAGCGGACGAAGGCGAGGGCACGAAAGGAACGCAGACAAAACGAACAAAAAUAUAUUCCGGAUAUUGCUUGCGUCCGUUUCCUGCUGCUCGUGGCAACUACGCAGUGGAUUAUUCCAGAAAAACGAAUGUGAAGUUGCGAAAAGAGAGUUCGUCU